Molecule: messenger RNA, 709 nt
Organism: Poecile atricapillus (Black-capped chickadee)
Lineage: Eukaryota; Metazoa; Chordata; Aves; Passeriformes; Paridae
Gene: RWDD4
Product: RWD domain containing 4
Exons: 7
Coding region: 155-694 (179 amino acids)
Molecular function (GO): protein binding
Source: RefSeq, a predicted model, not a curated record
GUGGUGCCCGCCGUGCCCCGCGCUGCCCUCGGGGAAGGCGCGUCCGUGCGAGUCCGGCGGGGCCGCGCUAGCCAGGCCCGCCCAGCCCGGGCCGCAGCGGGGCCGGGCCGGGCCGGGCCGGAGGGAGCGGCGGGGGGAGCGGGGCGCUCCGGCCAUGGCGGCCAACGAGGACCAGGAGAUGGAGCUGGAAGCGCUGCGAUCCAUCUACGAGGGAGACCUGUGCUUCAGGGAGCUCAGCCCGGUGUCCUUCCAGUACAGGAUAGGUGAAAGUGGAGAUCCCAAAGCCUUUCUAAUAGAAGUUUCUUGGCCAGAAACAUAUCCACAAACAGCACCAGUCAUAUCAAUGGAUGCUUUCUUCAAUAACACAAUAUCUUCAGCUAUUAAGCAAAGUAUAUUGGAUAAGUUAAUGGUAGAAGUUGAAGCAAAUCUUGGAACUGCAAUGACCUACACACUUUUUGAAUAUGCCAAAGACAAUAAGGAGGUGUUCAUGGAAAACCAGCCUGUUAACACUGUGACUUCAGUAAGCAAUAGUAUUUCAAUUGGAACUCCUGAUGUGCCACCAAGCAAGAAAAAAGAGAAAAAGGAGCAGUUAUCCAAAACCCAGAAACGAAAACUAGCCGAUAAAACAGAUAACAAAGGGGAGCUUCCACGAGGAUGGAACUGGGUUGAUGUAAUUAAGACACUACUGAGAUAAUUCUCUGGAAUGUGA